AAUUUCCCUCAGCUGAUGUUUUAUAAAGAGGACCAGAGGCUGGAAAGAGAGAGGAAGUGGAGGUAAGGGCCCCCCUCCUAGCCCUGCUCCCCUAUCCUCUCGGGAACCUCUGGGCAGAGGGCACAGCCAGCCUCCAGAGCUUCUCUGCCUGGUGGACCAUGGACUGGCAGCAAUUGUGGCUGGGCUUCCUACUGCCCAUGACAGUCUCAGGCCGGGCCCUGGGGCCUGCAGAGAAGGAGGCAGCUGUGAAUUAUCUGCUGCAGUAUGGGUACCUACAGAAGCCUCUAGAAGGACCUGAUGACUUCAAGCCAGAAGACAUUACAGAGGCUCUGAGAGUUUUUCAGGAAGUAUCUGAGCUGCCAAUAUCAGGUCAGCUGGAUGAUGCCACAAGGGCCCGCAUGAGGCAGCCUCGCUGUGGCCUGGAAGACCCCUUCAACCAGAAGACACUUAAAUAUCUGCUGCUGGGUCGCUGGAGGAAGAAGCACCUGACCUUCCGCAUCUUGAACCUACCCUCCACCCUUCCACCCGACACAGCCCGGGCAGCCCUGCUUCAGGCCUUUCAGUACUGGAAGAAUGUGGCCCCCCUGACCUUCCAAGAGGUGCAGGCUGGCUGGGCUGACAUCCGCCUAUCCUUCCAUGGCCGCAAAAGUCCAUACUGCACAAAUACCUUUGAUGGGCCUGGGAAGGUCUUGGCCCAUGCCGACAUCCCAGAGUUGGGCAGUGUGCACUUUGAUGAUGAUGAGCUCUGGACUGAGGGGACCUACCGGGGUGUGAACCUGCGUAUCAUUGCAGCACAUGAACUAGGCCAUGCUCUGGGGCUUGGGCACUCCCGGUACACCAAGGCCCUCAUGGCCCCUGUCUACACUGGCUACCGGCCCUACUUCAAGCUGCACCAUGAUGAUAUAGCGGGAAUCCAGGCUCUCUAUGGCAAGAAAAUACCAGAGAUAGAGGACGAUGAAGAAGAAGAAAUGGAGGUGCCCUCUGUACCCCCUGUGCCAACUGAACCCAGUCCCAUGCCAGACCCCUGCAGUGGUGAACUGGAUGCCAUGAUGCUAGGGCCCCGAGGGAAGACCUAUGCCUUCAAGGGGGAUUAUGUCUGGACUGUGACAGAUUCAGGGCUGGGCCCCCUGUUCCGAAUCUCUGCACUUUGGGAAGGGCUCCCAGGAAACCUGGAUGCUGCUGUCUACUCUCCUCGAACACAAUGGAUUCAUUUCUUUAAGGAAGACAAAGUAUGGCGCUAUAUUAAUUUCAAGAUGUCUCCUGGCUUCCCCAAGAAGCUAAAUAGAGUAGAACCCAACCUGGAUGCAGCCCUCUACUGGCCUCUCAACCAAAAAGUCUUCUUCUUUAAGGGUUCCGGGUACUGGCAGUGGGACGAGCUGGCAAGAACUGACUUCCGCAACUACCCUAAACCAAUCAAGAUGCUGUUUACGGGAGUGCCAGAUCAGCCCUCAGCUGCAAUGAGUUGGCGGGAUGGUCGAGUCUACUUCUUUAAGGGCAAACUGUAUUGGCGCCUCAAUCGGCAGCUUCGGGUGGAAAAAGGCUAUCCCAAAAAUAUUGCCCAGGACUGGAUGCACUGUCGUUCCCAGACUUUAGAUACAACUCCAUCAGGUGGAGACACUACUUCCUCAGCCACACAUAUAAAUUUAGAUACCACUGCCUCAGUCACAGAUAUCACAUUGAAUAUGGACCACUCAUCCACAGUCUUGGACACUAUCUCCUCAGCCAAAGCUUUCACCACUCUCUCAUUAUCUAGUAACGUCACCCUCCCAGAAGCCUAA
Elephantulus edwardii (Cape elephant shrew) is the source of this 1778-nucleotide messenger RNA. It is a transcript of the gene MMP19, whose product is annotated as matrix metallopeptidase 19. The record is from RefSeq and is a predicted model, not a curated record. Bases 159 to 1778 code for a protein of 539 amino acids. NCBI's taxonomy places the organism in Eukaryota, Metazoa, Chordata, Mammalia, Macroscelidea, Macroscelididae. The transcript has 9 exons. Gene Ontology annotation, molecular function: zinc ion binding; metalloendopeptidase activity. Gene Ontology annotation, cellular component: extracellular matrix. Gene Ontology annotation, biological process: extracellular matrix organization; proteolysis; collagen catabolic process.